GAAUUCUUCCUUGUUUUCCUGUAUUGAUGAGAUUAUACGUACCUUGUCCGCACAAGAGACGGUACACCGCGGGGAGCCAUGCUGCGUCUAGAGCUCGCCUUUCUCCUGCUGGUCUCACUGGGAUGCAUUUCCUGCCAGUCAGGUGCAAAUAAAGAGGUGAGGAGGAUUCCCCAAUGGGGCACUGGUCUCAUAGCCGUGACAGUUUUCCUCUUCCUUGUCCUCGUCUUCUACGUGGCCAACAUCUUAUGGAACAAAAGAUCAAAGUCUAACCUAGAGUCAAUCUCCAUGGGAAAAUUCGAAGACGGGGCUAUAACCAAUGGCAGCACCGGGCGUUACAUUACAAUUUCCAGUGAUCAUGAACGCGUUCAGCAGCACGCUUAUGUAAACCCAAUACAAAUCACAGAUAAUGAACUUUCUACUCCUAUGUAACCAUCAACAAGUAUUGCUAUUGAUUGCCAUGUUG
Messenger RNA from Nanorana parkeri, 463 nucleotides. RefSeq names its product proximal tubules-expressed gene protein-like. Bases 79 to 429 code for a protein of 116 amino acids. The transcript has 4 exons. The record is from RefSeq and is a predicted model, not a curated record. NCBI's taxonomy places the organism in Eukaryota, Metazoa, Chordata, Amphibia, Anura, Dicroglossidae.